This is a messenger RNA of Eruca vesicaria subsp. sativa (arugula), 363 nucleotides long. The record is from the annotation of a GenBank genome assembly. NCBI's taxonomy places the organism in Eukaryota, Viridiplantae, Streptophyta, Magnoliopsida, Brassicales, Brassicaceae.
AUGACGAGAUUAUUACUCUCUCCAGUGUUGAUGUCUCUCUUCUUAUUAUCACUCUCAGCUAUAUGUUCAGCCACUGUGGAAAACGCGGCGGAUUGUGUAGCGGUUGGAACGCUGAUUUCAUCGUGCACUGAGUUUGUGAAUUACGGGUACCCGGAUCCUAUACCCGGUUCAAGCUGCUGCGACGCGAUGACAGUCCUAGGAACCUACUCCGAUUCUUCUGACAAGAAACGGUGGCUUUGUAACUGCUUCAUUGACCUCAUCAAUGUCUAUAACUCAAACGCCACAGCCAUCUCUACCUUGUCUGGCUUCUGCGGCAUCGUUUUGGGCUUCACCAUCGACCCUAACACUGAUUGCAACUUGUGA